This is a messenger RNA of Nymphalis io (European peacock), 1028 nucleotides long. RefSeq lists its product as uncharacterized. The coding region runs from base 59 to 730 and encodes 223 amino acids. The record is from RefSeq and is a predicted model, not a curated record. NCBI's taxonomy places the organism in Eukaryota, Metazoa, Arthropoda, Insecta, Lepidoptera, Nymphalidae. The transcript has 2 exons.
AACCGUCGCGUAAUACAGACGGUAUUCACAAACGUAAACGCGUAAUACAAAUGUUACGAUGUUUCGAACAUUAAUGUUAAUUUUACCUUUUGGUGAAGCAACAUACAUCAUAUCUCUUUACGGAGACGUUUAUACGGACGUGGAAUUCUUUACAAGGACAUACCCAUGGAUAAUAGAUAACAUUGGGGGAGAAAUAACCGUUGACUACUAUAUGCAAGGCAGUGGAAGAUACUCCGUCCCUCAUAUGUGUGCGUUGAACGAGAUGAAGAUGAACACGUUUCUCCAGGCCCAGUAUUUGAAAUGCGAAGCUGAAGGUAAUCCAACUGAAGUAUGUCUCUGUGAAGCUGGUAUCGAUCCUCAUAAAUAUAAGCACUGUGUCUUAACCAAAGGCAAUUAUGCCAGUUUAUCCGCAUCCAAGUACAGUCAGCUUGGCAUCGAUGCCAGUCCAAUAAUAGAAGUCGGUUAUAAAAACACUAUUUUCGGAGUGGAUGACAGUUGGUAUUUGAAGAAGAUUUGCACUAUAUUUGGCGAUAAUCCACCGAGAGGCUGCCGAAGACCUCUUUCUUGUAAUGGCACUGAAGUUUUUAGUGAUAGAAAAGGAGUCGUCAAUUUUGACUGUUCGUGUUUUGACCUUAAUGUUAAGCAAGACGUUAAAGAAGAAUCACUUCAUACUUAUACCACUAGUACUACACCUACUUCUGAUACUUCUUAUAACUUUAGCCUUUUAUAAAACACUUACGCACUCAGAAAGAUUCAUUUAAUUAUUUCUAAUGAGUAUUUAACUUAAGAUAGAAUCGGAAAGUCAAUUUUUCGUUCAAUUUGCUCUUCACUCACACAUUUAAACACGAAUAAUAUGAAACAAACAAGUAAUAAGUAACAAAUUAAUUCAUUAUAACCGAUCCAACAAUUUUGGAUAUUGUAUUGUCGGUAUAGAAAUUAAUAUUAACUCGAGUGAAAGUUCUUCAGACUGAAUUUGUCUGAUAUCAUCUUAACCAGGACAAAAAUUGUUUAAUGUAUAUUAUAACUAU